Owenia fusiformis is the source of this 414-nucleotide messenger RNA. The record is from the annotation of a GenBank genome assembly. NCBI's taxonomy places the organism in Eukaryota, Metazoa, Annelida, Polychaeta, Sabellida, Oweniidae.
GGGUUGUCUCUAAAAUUAAUUCAAGAUGGCUAUGAGUAGAAUGAAAACAAAUGUGCGGUUACCACCAGAGGUGAACCGCAUAUUAUACAUCAGAAAUCUUCCAUACAAGAUAACAGCUGAGGAAAUGUAUGAUAUAUUUGGAAAAUAUGGAGCAAUUAGGCAGAUAAGAGUUGGAUCAACACCAGAGACCAAAGGCACAGCUUUUGUUGUUUAUGAAGACAUUUUUGAUGCCAAGAACGCUUGUGAUCAUCUGUCGGGUUUCAAUGUGUGUAACAGAUAUCUUGUUGUGCUUUACUACCAGCCAAAUAAGGCUUUCAAAAAGAUGGACACUGAGAAAAAGAAAGAUGAACUUGACGCUAUGAAAUCUAAAUAUGGACUGAGUACACCUCAGAAAAAAUGAGAUAUAUUAUCAAA